Molecule: messenger RNA, 1367 nt
Organism: Coprinopsis cinerea okayama7#130
Lineage: Eukaryota; Fungi; Basidiomycota; Agaricomycetes; Agaricales; Psathyrellaceae
Product: heme oxygenase 1
Exons: 4
Coding region: 69-1058 (329 amino acids)
Biological process (GO): heme oxidation
Molecular function (GO): heme oxygenase (decyclizing) activity
Source: RefSeq, a predicted model, not a curated record
CUUUCCUCUCCUUUCCCCUCUCGUCUCCCUUAAAUCUCCCCCUUUUUUCUUUGGUCUUUUCGUAGAAUAUGGCCGCAACGACCAAGACGAAGGAUAUCGAUUAUUCUCAGCCUCUCGCCACUCUGUUGAAGGAGGGGACCCGCGAAGCGCACGAUGCCAUCGAGAACAGCCAGGGUGCUAAGCUCUUGCUUAGCGGUACGCUCGCAAAGAGCGAGUAUAUCAAGUUCCUGAUGCUGCUCUGGCAUGUAUACAAUGCAAUGGAACAAGCCCUUGACAAACAUGCUUCACACCCUGCCCUAGAACCAACGUACAACCCUACCCUGCUCGCCCGGACGUCAUCUCUAUCCGCAGACAUCGCUCACCUCCUGGAGGUCGACGAGGAUUCAUGGCAGUCGCAUCCAAUCCACCAAUCUUUGACGACACCCAUGCCAGCCCCUCUCCUCAACUUUAUCGACCGCCUCAACGUCCUCAGCAACGCCGCCGACCCCUCUCCGCUCCUCGCCCACGCUUACGUCCGGUAUCUAGGCGACCUAAGCGGUGGCCAGAACAUGCGGCACAUUUUCGCGAAAUCUUACGGUCUGGACGACUCGGAGGGUCUGGGAAUCUCGUUUUACAUCUUUAAGGAGCUCAAGUCAAGUAAACCUGCUGGGUUGGGAGAGAUGAAGAGGAUAAAGGAGUGGUAUAGGGAGGGCCUAAAUAAAGCUGGGGAAAUCGUUCCUGCCAGUAAACCCGCUAUUGUCGAAGAAGCUUCUCGCGCAUUCAGACUCAAUGCCGGCCUGUUCGACCUAGUCCAAGCCAUUACCCUCGAAGACGAGGCCAAUCUCUCCGACUCGAAGGAAUUGGAAGAAAGCAAAGUGGUGUACGACGCAAGCCAGAGCGACUCGGAAGCAGGAUAUCAAAUGACCUCUUUCCUCGCCGUUGUUGCAGCUGUUUGUUUGGCACAUUUCAUCCUCGUUGUCGGAGGCUUCACAGGCAACGCCGGGUACCAGAAACUACUUGCUGUGGAGGAAUGGCUUUCAAAUAUCUGGUCACAUCAAUCUUCGGCGAGCUCAAAUUGAGUACUGGAUAGCCUGCCUGCUUCACGUCGUCCAUCCAUCUUCACCUUUUUGCGUUUCGUACCUUGAUAGGGGCUUUAAAGCAUCAUGUGUUCUCUCUCAUCCACUCUUCAUCUUUAUCUCCCUCAUUUAACGGUUUACUGCAUCAUAUUUUGUCUAUCUCCAUCCAUCCAUCUGAGCUGUUCACGACUCCGCAACAUUUUCUUGUGUUAUCUCUGCUUUGUAUCAUGUAUCUCGGGGAGGAAUACUCUGCCUUUGUUGUACAUAAAGUACAUUAUCCUGGCAAUUCGAAUGAAAGGUUACUCGUUCAAA